CCAUUCUCCUCACCUCACAAUAUAAUGGCUGUUUCAUUUCAUCAUUCGCUCACCUUCUCUCUCUUUAUAACUUCCCAACUUCUCUUCGGGGCCUCCUUCGCUUCCCGUAAGCUCACUGCAGCGGACCAGCAAACGCAGCCUCUCACCAUCACCUACCACCAGGGCGCACUCCUCUCCGGCCCUAUUUCCGUCAACCUUCUCUGGUACGGUAAGUUCACCUCAUCCCAGCGCGCCAUCCUAUCAGAUUUCAUCUCCUCCCUUUCCGCUGCUGCUGAGCCGAAGCCCUCCGUGUCCACUUGGUGGACGAUGGCCGAGAAGUACUACACCCAGUCGAAAUUGGCGCCACCUCGGCUCACCCUCGGUGAACAGAUUCUCGACGAGAACCACUCCCUGGGUAAAUCUCUCAAGAACUCCGAUAUAGCCGCCCUCGCGGCGAGAGGCCGUGCCCGGCGGGCUUUAAACGUCGUGCUCACGGCGGAUGACGUGGCCGUGGAAGGAUUCUGCAUGAACCGUUGCGGGACCCAUGGGUCGUCACCCCGAUCUAAAUCCGGCCGGUUCGCCUAUAUCUGGGUGGGUAACUCGGCGGUCCAAUGUCCGGGCCAGUGUGCGUGGCCAUUCCACAAACCAGUGUACGGCCCCCAGGCCCCACCUCUCGUCGCUCCUAACGGCGAUAUCGGGGUUGAUGGAAUGGUGAUGAAUCUGGCGAGCAUGAUCGCCGGCGCAGUCACGAAUCCUUUCGGCGGUGGUUUCUUUAUGGGGCCGAAGACGGCGCCGCUUGAGGCGGCGACGGCGUGCCCAGGAGUAUAUGGCAGGGGAGCGUACCCGGGCUACGCCGGCGAGCUCAUGGUUGACUCUUCAACGGGCGGUAGCUAUAACGCCAAUGGGGCUAAUGGGAGGAAAUUUCUGCUUCCGGCUAUCUUUGACGUCUCAACGGCUUCUUGUUCCACGUUGGUGUAAUUUUGUUCUUAAUUUGCUGUUCUCCAUUGUAGAUAUUGAAGAAAAAUCGCUUCCUUCGAUUUGUUUUUUCAUCAAUUAAAUGCUGA
Messenger RNA from Phalaenopsis equestris, 1043 nucleotides. Its product is annotated as protein EXORDIUM-like. The record is from RefSeq and is a predicted model, not a curated record. NCBI's taxonomy places the organism in Eukaryota, Viridiplantae, Streptophyta, Magnoliopsida, Asparagales, Orchidaceae. The transcript has a single exon. Bases 25 to 957 code for a protein of 310 amino acids.